Triplophysa rosa is the source of this 11210-nucleotide messenger RNA. Its product is annotated as protein unc-80 homolog. Gene Ontology annotation, biological process: monoatomic cation homeostasis. Gene Ontology annotation, cellular component: axon; cation channel complex. Bases 244 to 10191 code for a protein of 3315 amino acids. The record is from RefSeq and is a predicted model, not a curated record. NCBI's taxonomy places the organism in Eukaryota, Metazoa, Chordata, Actinopteri, Cypriniformes, Nemacheilidae. The transcript has 64 exons. Gene Ontology annotation, molecular function: monoatomic cation channel activity.
AGGGAGUCCAUCGCAUCAUUGAUUACGUAUGAAGCUGUGUCUUUAAACCGGUGGGUCAGUGGCCCUUAAUUGACAAGUGGAUUCGGUUUUUCAGUGCCGUUCUGCGGGGUGGUGUCGACACGAGUCAAGACCUGCAGCCAUUUUACUCUCACAGAUGUGAAAUAUUACAGUGAUGAUACCCGCGAACCAAAUCCAUCUGUGAGCGGAGCGUCCGCACCCGCGUAUCCAGCAGGUUCUGUUAAAAUGGUCAAAAGAAAGAGCUUGGAUGACAGUGACCAGGAGAACUGCCGAGGGGUCCCGUUUCCGAUCCAAACCUUCCUAUGGAGGCAGACCAGCGCGUUUUUACGGCCAAAGUUAGGGAAGCAGUAUGAAGCCUCCUGCGUGUCAUUUGAGAGGGUACUGGUGGAGAAUAAACUGCACGGGCUCUCUCCAGCUCUCACCGAGGCCAUCCAGAGCAUCUCCCGCUGGGAGCUGGUCCAGGCUGCUCUGCCUCAUGUUCUCCACUGCACUGCUAUCCUUCUCUCCAACCGCAACAAACUGGGGCACCAGGAUAAACUUGGUGUAGCUGAAACGAAACUCCUUCACACACUGCAUUGGAUGCUGCUGGAGGCGGCCCAGGAGUGCCAUCAGGAGCCUGGCCUGGGACACGGCUGGUCUGGGGGCAGCAGCGUCUAUCUUCAGUCCAUAGGGAACCAGGGUCUCACAGACCACAAUGACAGCACCACUGAAGAGAACGAGUAUGCCCGUGCCAAACUGUACCACAAGAACAUGGCCACCGUGGAGCUGUUUGUGUUUCUCUUCGCUCCACUCAUUAAUCGGAUCAAGGAGUCUGACCUCACCUUUCGACUGGCUGGUGGGCUUGUUAUUUGGCAACCGAUGUGGGAGCACCGUCAACCUGACGUUCCUGCUUUUACUGCUCUUAUCAAACCCAUGCGCAACAUCGUAACAGCAAAAAGAAACUCUCCAGUGAACAACCAGUGUAGUCCUCGCGAUACCGGCAACCUGUGCCCAGCGGUGGUGUGUGAACCAGCCCAGCCUGAUUCCUCCUCCCCCUCAGUGACAGAACAGAGCUGUCGUCGUGGCAACUCUGUGGAUAAGGGAGGGUCCUCACAGCAGGCUUUCGAGAAAGGAUUUUCAAAGCAGAGGAACUUCUCAGUUCCCAGUGGUAUCUCUGUGUCACAGCGAGCGAGAUAUGCCACGUACUUUGACGUCGCAGUGCUGCGUUGUUUGAUGCAGCCACACUGGACAGAAGAAGGUGUCCACUGGGCCCUCAUAUUCUACCUGCAGCGGUUGCGUCAGAUACUGCAGGAGAAACCCGAACGUCCUCCCGAGCCCCUCAUACCCCCCCUACCGCGACCCCGCAGUAGCUCCAUGGUGGCCGCUACCCCCUCCUUGGUCAAUACUCACAAAACGCAGGAUAUGACUGCGAAAUGUAAUGAGGAAGGCAGGUCUUUGAGUUCUGAGACCUUCUCCAAAGUGUCAGUUUCCAACCUCAGGAGACAAGCGGUCCCUGACCUCUCAACUGAGAUGGGCAUGAACAUAUUCAAAAAGUUUAAGAACCGUAGGGAAGAUAGAGAGAGAAAAGGCUCCAUCCCGUUCCACUACACGGGGAAGAAACGUCAGCGGCGAAUGGGCGUACCCUUCCUGAUGCAUGAGGACCACCUGGAUGUCUCACCCACACGUAGCACCUUCUCCUUUGGAAGCUUCUCUGGACUGGGAGAUGACCGCCGCACACUGGACCGUGGGGGCUGGCCUUCAACCAUCAUGGGGAAGUUAACACGGCGUGGAAGCACAGACACUGCAGGAGAUGGGGACAGUCUCGGAGCAAAACAUUUUCACUCCCACCACAACCUCCCUGAACACUCUAACAGCCACAGUGAAAAUACCAUUAAAGAGGGCGUUCGUUCGCAGAUCUCCACCAUCACCAUGGCUACAUUUAACACCACUGUGGCUUCCUUCAAUGUAGGCUACACUGAUUUCUUCACGGAGCACAUUAAGAAACUGUGUAAUCCCAUUCCCAUCCCUGAGAUGCCCUGUGAACCGCUGGCAUGCUCCAAUCUUCCACGCAGUCUGACGGACUCCUGCAUCAACUACUCAUCCCUGGAGGAACGAGACACCAUUGAGGGCACCAACAACUUCAUUCUGAAGAAUGGCACGCUGGACCUCGCGGCUGUCCUACGGGCCCUGUAUUCUGUACUCACCCAUGACAUCAGUUCACGGAUUUGCGACGUGGCCCUGAACAUCAUUGAAUGCCUGCUGCAGUUGGGUGUCGUGCCCAGCGUGGCUAAGAAAACCUCCAAACCUGAGGACAAGGAGCCAGAGCAUCCAAAAGAGGGAGCCAGUCAGAGUGGAGCUCAGGGGGAGGCGGCCGGAAUCUCUGUGGCAGCAUCUAGUGGAGGUGGUGGUGGAGGUGAUGGAGGCGGAGGAGGAGGUGGGGAGAGUCGCGGAGGUAGUAGAGAUGAUAUAAAGAAGGACAACAAGGAUGGAGACACGUCCCUCUGCUCCCACAGACUGGCUCUCACCAUGCUUAUUAAGAUUGUUAAAUCGCUGGGUUGUGCGUAUGGCUGUGGUGAAGGCCAUCGUGGACUCUCUGGAGACCGUCUGCGAAUGCAGGCUCAGAACUGCUUGACUGCUCUUUACAAACUGGAUAAAGUGCAGUUCCGGCAAACCAUGAAAGAAUACGUUAACAAGGACUCGCUCAACAACAUUGUGGAUUUCCUGCAUGCUCUACUCGGCUUCUGCAUGGAGCCGAUCACUGACAAAUACGGCAGUGCAGGUGAGAGGUCCAGGAGGGCGAAUAAAAGAAACAUCGAUAAGGCUGGUUUUGGGAACAACUUCACCACAGGAGGGGAUAAAUCUCUGGCCCAGAAUAUGGAGACUGUGGUGGUGGGCUGUAUGUUCAAGUCUCUCAUCACCAGAUGCGCGUCCACUACGCAUGAGCUUCACAGUUCUGAGAAUUUGGGUCUGUAUUGCGACAUACGUCAACUGGUUCAGUUCAUAAAGGAGUCUCAUGGAAAUGUUUUCCGUCGCGUUGCACUCAGCGCCCUCUUGGACAGCGCUGAAAAACUCAACACCACUAAAAAACCAGAGGACGAGGCCAAGGCUUCAGGAAAAAACGAAGAGCAGAUCCCAGGUGCACUUUUAGGACGGAAAGAUUUUUGGAGAAAGAUGUUCAAGUCUCAGAGUGCUGCCAGUGAUACCAGUAGCCAAUCAGAACAGGACACAUCAGAGUGCACCACUGCCCACUCCGGUACCACCACAGACCGACGUUCACGAUCUCGCUCGAGACGGAUCUCACUGCGCAAGAAGCUGAAACUGCCCAUAGGUAACUGGCUGAAGCGCUCGUCUCUUUCUGGCCUGGCUGAUGGGGUGGAGGACCUGCUGGACAUCAGCUCUGUAGACAGGCUGUCCUUUAUCAGACAGAGCUCGAAGGUCAAGUUCACCAGUGCCGUGAAGCUGUCGGAGGGUAGCGCCAUUGAGUACGGGCGAGAGGAAGAGGAGAAUUUCUUCAAGCGGCUUGGUAAAUGGAGGUCUGGUCGGAGGAACCCUUCCAAGCUUCACCACACAGAGGAAAAAGAUGGUUGCCAUGGAUUCCAGGAGCGCUUGGCAGCCAGUCAGGAGGCCAUUAAGAAUAAGAACAUCGUGAAUCUGGGUGCGAUCCGACAGGGAAUGAAGAGGUUUCAGUUCCUGUUGAACUGCUGUGAGCCGGGAACUAUACCAGAUGCUUCAAUUUUAGCUGCUGCAUUGGACCUGGAAGCCCCUGUGGUGGCAAGAGCCUCGCUUUUCCUGGAGUGUGCCCGUUUCGUGCAUCGCUGUAACCGUGGCAACUGGCCCGAGUGGAUGAAAGGUCACCAUGUGAACAUCACUAAAAGAGGGUUGUCCAGAGGGCGAUCACCUGUGGCAGGAAAUAAAAGGAACACCAAGCUCCAGUGGAACGCUGCCAAACAUUUUUACCAGUGGGGGGAUGCAAUAGGCACUCGUCUGAGUGAAAUUUGCCACUCUGACAGUGAGAGUCCAGCCAACAUCAUGGGUUUUAUCUACGAUGAAGAAAGCAAGAGGCGAGCGAGGAAGGAGGACGAGGAAGAGGAUUAUCUAGAUGAUAACACAGUCAACCCCACAAAGUGUGGCUGUCCCUUCGCUUUGAAGAUGGCUGCUUGUCAGUUACUUUUGGAGAUCACCACUUUCCUGCGAGAGACCUUUCCCUGUCUCCCGAGACCUCGAACUGAGCCCCUAGUGGAUUUAGAAAGCUGUCGUUUGCGUCUGGAUCCUGAGCUAGGCCGUCACCGCUACGAGAGGAAGAUCAGCUUUGCAGGAAUCUUGGAUGAUGAAGAUGGACACGAUUCUUUGAACAGCAGCAGUCACACUCUCAAGUCUGACACUGGCUGUGAGGAGAAGAAAUCCUCACAAGAGCCUCUGGCUCCGAUUAGGAAGAUUCGUAUUGGUGGCUCUCGGCUGCUACAGAUUAAAGGUGCAAGGAGUUUCCGGGUGAAGAAAGGAGGCUCACUGUCAUCCAUCCGCCGUGCCGGCAGUCUGAAAAGCACUAAGAUGUCCAGACAAGACUCUGAAUCUGAAAAUGACGUUGAGUCAGAACGGCUGCUCUCUCAGAGUAGAGACACUGUCACUGAUAUAGGGAGCCCUUGGAGUGCUAGCGAGCCAAGCAUUGAACCUGAGGGCACUGGCAGCACAGGGGGUGUUGAAGACAACUACCAUCGUAACAUGUCAUGGUUGCAUAUCAUGAUUCUGCUGUGCAACCAGCAGAGUUUCAUCUGCACUCAUGUGGAUUACUGUCACCCUCGUUGCUAUCAGCGCCACAGCCGUUCCUGUGCUCGGCUCGUUCGCGCUAUCAAACUUCUGUACGGUGAGACAGUAGACAGCCUGAAAGAGAGCGGCGCCACUAGCAGCAUCAGCGGCCGGGCUAAGAAGAGCAAAGAGUGUUCAGACAAAUCAUGCCUUCGGACCCCGUCCAUGAAAAGACGGCCCACCCCCAGCAAUGCUGAGGGGAAAAAAGACACUGGCAUGCUGAAGUACAUCCGUAACCAGGUGAUGAGCCUGUCUCCAGCCCCUCUCUCCUUGCUCAUAAAAGCGGCCCCUAUCCUGACUGAAGACAUGUAUGGAGACAUUCUGCCGGCAGCCUGGGAACUGCUGCUGAGUGUGGAUGAGCAUAUGGCUGCAGCUGCAGGUGCCAUGUUCCUACUGUGUGCCGUGAAGGUGCCGGAUGGAGUGACCGAGAUGAUGAUGGCUGAGUUUCAACACCAGGAAGCAGGUCAGAGGAUCAACUCCAUUCUAAAAUUCUACACUGUCUGGAGGUUUCGAUACCAGGUGUGGCCCCGUAUGGAGGAGGGAGCUCAACAAAUCUUCAAGAUUCCUCCACCCAGCAUUAAUUUUACACUGCCCUCUCCCAUCCUGGGCAUGCCAUGUGUGCCUAUAUUUGACCCUCCGUGGGUUCCUGUGAAUGCCAGCGGUGUUCCUGACGCAAUCAGUGAAGAUCAGUCCAAAUCAUUUUCGGCACGUGCAGUGUCUCGCUCUCACCAGCGGGCAGAGCACAUCCUGAAGAACAUGCAGCAGGAGGAAGAGAAGAGAAGGCUCGGUCGUGAGGCUAGCAUCAUCACGGCCAUCCCUAUCUCUCAAGAGGCCUGCUAUGAACCCACGUGUAGCCCACCGCCCGAGCAGGAGGAAGAGGAAGAUGUGAUGAACCUGACAUCACGUCGCCUCUCCGUCAGCCCAUCCUGUACAUCCAGUAACUCUCACAGAAACUACUCUUUCCGCAGAGGCUCUGUGUGGUCCAUGCGCUCUGUGGUCAGUGCUGAGGAUGACGAGAACACAACAGAGCUCACACCGACACAUCACAUGCUCCAGCCACCUCAGGCUGUUUUUCCACCAUGCAUCUGUGCUGCUGUGUUGCCCAUUGUGCACCUGAUGGAAGAUGGAGAUGUUCGCGAAGAUGGAGCUGCAGUAUGUGCUGUUGCUCAGCAGGUUUUGUGGAACUGCCUGAUUGAAGAUCCAGCGUUGGUUCUUAGACACUUUCUGGAGAAACUCACAGUCAGUAACAGACAGGACGAACUGAUGUACAUGUUGAGGAAACUGCUGCUUAAUAUUGGGGAUUUGCCUACGCAGACCUCUCACAUUCUUUUCAACUAUCUGGUGGGCUUGAUCAUGUACUUUGUAAGAACUCCCUGUGAGUGGGGUAUGGAUGCCAUAUCAGCCACCCUGACCUUCCUGUGGGAAAUUGUUGGUUUUGUGGAAGGACUCUUUUUCAAAGAUCUUAAACAGACUAUGAAGAAAGAACAGUGUGAAGUCAAGCUCCUGGUCACUGCAUCUAUGCCAGGAACCAAAACCCUGGUGGUUCACGGACAGAAUGAGUGUGACAUACCCACCCAGCUGCCAGUGCAUGAAGACACUCAAUUUGAAGCCCUUUUGAAGGAGUGUCUUGAGUUCUUCAAUAUACCAGAGGCUCGGUCUGACAACUAUUUUCUUAUGGAUAAACGUUGGAACCUUAUUCACUACGCCAAGACCUACGUGCGGGACAUCUACCCUUUCAGAAGAUCUGUGUCUCCUCAGCUCAACCUGGUUCACAUGCUUCCAGAAAAGGGGCAGGAGCUUAUUCAGAAACAGGUGUUCUCCAGAAAGUUGGAAGAGAUUGGUCGAGUUCUUUUCAUCAUCUCGCUCACUCAACGUAUGCCUGCCAUGCACAAACAAUCCCAUGUCUCCAUGCUCCAGGAAGACCUUCUGCGACUGCCGUCGUUUCCUCGCACUGCCAUCGAUGCCGAGUUCACCCUCUUCAAUGAGCCUCUAGGCAAAGAGCUCUUUGGCUUAGACACUUUACACAAAGUCCUCUGGAUCAAACUACUGGAGGAGAUGUUUCUGGGCAUGCCCAGUGAAUACCCCUGGGGUGAUGAGAUUAUGCUCUUUCUGAAUGUGUUCAACGGUGCUUUACUUCUGCACCCCGAGGACAGCGCCCUCCUCAGACAAUACAGCGCCACUGCCAUCAACACAGCUGUGCACUUUAACCACCUCUUCUCUCUCAGUGGCUACCAGUGGAUCCUUCCUACAAUGCUUCAGGCAUAUGCGGAUUAUGAGAGUAACCCAUUGCUCCGUCGAGGGAUUGAAUUCUGUUGCAGGCAGUUUUAUAUCCUCCACCGCAAACCCUUCAUCUUGCAGCUUUUCGCUAGUGUGGCCCCACUUCUGGAGUUCACAACCCGCACUAGUACUGGCCUGUCGAAAGGUGUAUCUUCACAGUGUCUUUUUGACCUGCUGGUAUCUCUGGAGGGAGAGACUGCAGAUUCCCUGGAUGCUCUUGAGCUGGUUAAGGCAGAGAAACCUCUCCGUUCUCUGGAUUUUUGCUAUGGAAAUGAAGAUCUGGCUUUCUCGAUCAGUGAAGCCAUUAAACUGUGUGUCACAGUGGUUGCUUAUGCCCCAGAAUCCUUCCGCAGUCUCCAGAUGCUCAUGGUUCUAGAAGCUUUGGUUCCAUGUUACUUACAGAAGCUGAAGGGUAACACACAGAGUCUAGAGUCUGCGCCUGCAGCUAGGGAUGAGAUCGCUGCCAUAGCCACUCUGGCCACCUCUCUACAGGCUCUGCUUUACAGUGUGGAGGCUCUGACACGACCUAUGACUGCACCUCAGGUGAGUCGAAGUGAUCAAGGCCACAAAGGAGCGACUACAGCCAACCACGCCACAUCUGGGGGAACAAACACCAGGGAUAACUUGCACCUGCUGGAGGAGGGUCAGGGAAUACUGAGGGAGGAACUGGACGAGCGCAUUGCACGCGAAGAGUUCAGACGCCCUCGCGAGUCUCUGCUUAACAUCUGCACAGAGUUCUACAAGCACUGCGGCCCGCGUCUCAAAAUCCUGCAGAACGUGGCAGGAGAACCCAGAGUCACUGCGCUAGAACUGCUGGAUAUCAAGUCUCAUAUGAGACUGGCAGAAAUCGCUCACUCGCUUUUAAAACUGGCACCGUAUGACACACUAACCAUGGAGAGCCGAGGGCUACGGCGGUACGUCACAGAAAUGCUUCCCAUCACUGAUUGGUCAGCAGAGGCCGUUCGUCCCGCCCUCAUCCUCAUUCUGAAGAGACUGGACCGCAUGUUUAACAAGAUUCAUAAGAUGCCCACGCUCAGGCGGCAGGUGGAGUGGGAGGCAGCCAGCAGUCUUAUCGAAGGGAUUUGUAUGACACUUCAUCGACAGCCAAUCAUCUCCUUUCUCCCUCACUUGCGGUCUCUCAUCAAUGUCUGUGUCAACUUGGUGAUGGGAGUGGUGGGGCCCUCUAGUGUGGCAGAUGGACUGCCGUUGUUGCAUCUGAGUCCGUAUCUGUCUCCUCCUCUUCCCUUCAGUGCAGCAGUUGUGCGAUUGGUUGCCAUGCAGAUCCAGGCUUUAAAGGAUGACUUCCCACUCAGUCAUGUGAUCUCACCCUUCACCAAUCAGGAGAGACGGGAGGGGAUGCUGCUUAACCUCUUGAUUCCUUUUGUGUUGACUGUGGGCUCAGGAAGUAAAGACAGCUCUCUUCUAGAGCAGCCGGAGGUGUUUCUACUUCUGCAGACAGUUAUUAACAUCCUGUUACCUCCACGCAUCAUCAGCACCUCUCGCAGUAAGAACUUUGUGCUGGAUGCCUCUCCUGCCCACUGCUCCACCCCAGGAGACACCGGGAAGGACCUGCGGAGGGAAGGACUCGCCGAAUCCACCAGCCAGGCUGCUUACCUUGCUCUGAAGGUGGUCUUAGUGUGCUUUGAGCGACAGUUGGGUAAUCACUGGUACAAGUUGAGUCUGCAGGUCAAGGAAAUGGCCCUGCGUAAAGUUGGUGGCCUGGCUUUCUGGGAUUUCAUCGACUUCAUAGUGCGCACACGGAUUCCAAUCUUUAUUCUGCUGCGUCCCUUCAUUCAGUGCAAGCUGUUGACCCAGCCAGCAGAGUCUCAGGAGGAGAUCACAGCCCGUCAUCACAUCGCAGAGCAGCUGGAGCGUCGUUUCAUCCCACGCUCCCUCUGCAAGAGCUCCUUGUUUGCCGAAUUCAAUAACGAACUUAAAAUCUUGAAAGAGGCCGUGCACAGUGGAUCUGCAUACCAAGGCAAGACGUCCAUCAGUACCGUUGGCACAUCCACCUCGGCAUACAGGUUGAGUCUGGCCACCAUGUCCCGCUCCAACACUGGUACAGGAACGGUUUGGGAGCAGGAGAGCCAACCCUCACGACAGCCCUCGCAAGACACGCUUAGUCGUACCGAUGAAGAAGAAGAGGAAAAUGACUCCAUAAGCAUUCCCAGUGUGGUAAGUGAGCACGAGUCUUUCCUCCCCAGACUCAUUUCCCAGCGGCGCUUCUCCAGUCACGCCACGGGGUCCAUCGCCACUCAGCCUGAGCCAGGCAUGAGCACAAUGUUGCCCAGCCACAGUGAACCCAAUGUGCUAGAUGAAUCCCAGGGGCUUCUGGAGGAGGGUAACCUGUCUAGGGUUGCCAGUGUGCAGAGUGAACCAGGACAGCAAAAUCUGCUCAUCCAACCUCCGCUGGGCCGUAAGAGAGGACUUAGGCAGCUACGGCGCCCCCUGCUGUCCAUACAGAGGGUGCAAGAUGAGUCUGGAGGGCGUCAGGGAGCCAGACUCUCAACAACCAGGAGGAGCAUUCAACCCAAAAACAAACCAAUAGACAGGGCGUUAGCCCAUGGUGACCAAAAGAGGUUUGUCACUUUUACCGAGACCCAGCAGGAAGCGGCUGGUAGAUCACCCUCUGCCACACCCAGCCCUAAUAGUGGCCUGCCAGGUGGCACAGAGGUCGGAAGGCGGAGCCAUGAUGCAGGAGGACAGUCUCCCUUCGCCCGAUCAGACUCCUCAUCACCCAGCAUCAAAACUGCCCAGCACAGCCCAGUGUGGCCACAGGUCUCUCAAUACGAAAGGAAAGAUCAGGGGAGUGUACGAAGCAGUUUGUCUCCCACCCCUUCCGCCACCUCGGGCUCUUCCUCCAGAGCCUGCUCUCCUCUUCCUCCUCCCCUCCCUAUAUUUAGCACCCCAUCCCGACUGGCUCCAACCCAGAUCAGAGAAAGUCCAGAGGACGAGGAGACUUCUGGGCUUCUGCAGAACACCGAGACCACUUCUAGUGUAGAAGAAGAGCAUGGCAUGGAGAACCCCAUCCUGACCUCGCUGUUUUCAACCCACUCUCUCUCCCCGCUUCCACUUUCACCUGUCGAUCUGGAUUUAGAUGAGUCUCAUGUCUGAGAAUGCUUAGGAUGAGGAUUUAACAGCGCAACACUGUACUUAUGUGACAGGAAGUGGAAAAACCUGUGAUUCUGUGCUGUUCUUAUUUAAUGUAAAUCAUACACAGCUGCCAUGGAACAUUUGCAAUGUCUAUGGUAUUUACUAUAGUAUUUAUAAUAUUUAGUAAGUAUUUAUGAAGCACUGUGCAUCGUUUUAUCAGAGGAUGAAAGCUAAAUAUCUCUGUGCCGCAUUAUUCUGUAUUUUCCAAGCUGUCAAAUCAAAUGUUAACGUUAUGAAGAGAUCAGCAAAGUAUUGUGUCAAAGUCAUCUAUUCACUACAGAAACUAAAUGUUGUAUAGAAGUAUUCUAAAUAUUUGUCACCAAAGUAUUUAUUUAGAGGACUAUAUAUAUAUAUAUAUAUAUAUAUAUAUAUAUACUAUGAGAUAUGAGAUAUUUAAAGUAACUAUUAUAAACUUUUUAUUUUCUAAAAAUACAAUGCUUGUGUGUAAUAUUGAUGCCAAAUUUGUCGCCAAAUAUUUGUUGGUCAAGUCCAAUUUACAGACCUCGAAAUGUAUGGAUUAACUUAAACAGAAUUAGAGAAUUGGAUGUUUUUUGUAUUUAGGAUCCACAUUAUCAAACUAUAGCAAUGUCGUAUUUUAGGCCAAAUUAACAUACAUCACAAAAACAGGCAGAGAGGACCACAAUUAUUAUUCCAAGAAUUUUGUUCCGAUUAUGAUUGUUGUUUUUUUGUCCAUCUCAGUUUUGCCUCAUCUGACCCAGUAAAAUACAAUUAAACUGAUACCUCAGAUAAUAUUUCUCUUUGCCAUGUGUUAAGAUUGAAAAGGUUUGGCAGGGUUACUUAAAAAUAGAGCGAUUGUGCGCGUAUGUGCUUUUUUGUGCGCUUGGUGGUUUGUUGUUGUUUGUAAUGUGCUGCUAUCUGUUGGAUUUGUGCAAUAAUAAACUAUUAUGACAAGAAGAGGUCUUGUUGGUCUAUCUUCAGGGGUUUAAUUCAAUAUAAACAAAUUAUUCAAUAUUUUGGCA